Dioszegia hungarica is the source of this 1224-nucleotide messenger RNA. RefSeq lists its product as uncharacterized. Bases 1 to 1224 code for a protein of 407 amino acids. The transcript has 3 exons. NCBI's taxonomy places the organism in Eukaryota, Fungi, Basidiomycota, Tremellomycetes, Tremellales, Bulleribasidiaceae. The record is from RefSeq and is a predicted model, not a curated record.
AUGUCCGAGAACCAAGAUUUCUAUCUCCGUGAUGAAGGCAUACCCAUGCAGGCGAGUAUUCUACUCGACGAGUUGCAGUCGGCCGCUGGAGAGCAUGAUGUCCUGAGGCGCGCGAGUGAUUCUGGAGACUGGCCGACUGACCUCGGCGGGGACGAUAUCGAUCUGCAAGGCCUCGAAAAUCCACCACUGGCCGAUCUAGCAAUCUCGUUUCCGAUCAACGAUUUCGUGUACGACACAGACGAUUCAGAACAGGAUGGAGCCGCAGUGGCGGCCGGGAGCUCCGCUGAAGGGAGAGAUGGAUUGUCAACACCGCAGCCGGGCGCUCAAGACGCUGACGUGACCGACCAUGCCGGAGUCAUCGGCACUGGGCGCAUGAUCCGUCAGAAACCACGGAGAGGGCCACCCAAGCGCCAAGUGACAAGUGCACCUCCCACCCGAGAAGACAAGGACAAGGCGUGGCUCAAGGCUAUGGCGGAAGCGGUGGCAAGCCACAACGAUUUGAGCGACCAUCCGACCAGACUUGACACAUUUCUGAGCCACGUCGCUACCAAGUCGUCGCUCGCUGAGGUCGAUGCAGCGAUGGGAUACAGCGCCGGAACCUGCCUCACACUCCUCAGAUGGAAUGCCGAACAACAUGCCGAGUGUGAGGGUAACGCGAGCCUGGUGGAAAAGGACAGGCGGGACCUGAGGGCGUUCAAGGGCUUCUUUGAUGCCUUGAUGACUGACGGAGCCUCACACGAGUCGAUACUCACGGCGACAAUCACGGCGGAUCGCUUCCGCCUGAAGCAGCCGAACACGCACUACAAGAUCCAAGGUCGUUUAUGGAGCUACGCGCAUCCGGACGUACAGCGCGAGCGUCUGCCUCAUUAUCACCCUGGGGACAGUGCUGGUGCUGUUGGACCACGAACCAAGAAAGAGAUGGAAAUGAAUUCCGCCAAAUGGGCUGUCUUCGGAGACUUGAAACCUCCUAUCAAGCGCCGAGAACCUCACAUCGUUUCCGCUGGUGCAGCUUCCAACAUCACCGUGGCCGCUGUGGGUGAUCCCUUCAUCCUGUUCUGCACUGAAGAUCCUGAUAUGACUGAGACUACGUCGACCAAUGCUGAGGAUUCCGACGGGAUGCCUGAUGGUGCUUUCGACGCGCUGAUGAGUGCUACACCCGGAGGCGACGACGAUUCCCCGGAUGUCGCCAUGACGGACCUAGACUUCUCUAACCCACUACUGUGA